GUUUCCAAGUGUAUUGGUGAUAGUUGUGGAUAGAAGAAAUGUAUGUAUUUAGAUAGAGGGAUGUUGGAUGUUGAGUUUAUUAAUUUUAAGGCUACACUACCCAAUGAUUUACACUUUAUAUGGAUUCGCCAUAUUUUUUUUCAUAUUUUGGUGUGGAAUAUGGGUAGUUCAUUUGAUAGCUUUAUUUUACGGUAAAUACAGACUGCAUAGGAAAGUCAAACCGUUAAGCACAGAUGAACCAUACCCUGGGGUAUCUAUAUUGAAACCACUUAUGGGAGUAGAUCCUCACUUGGUUUCCAAUUUAGAAACAUUUUUCACUAUGACCUAUCCUAUGUACGAGAUUCUUUUUUGCGUGGAAGAUGAAAAGGACCCUGCACUAGAUGUAGUAAAUACAUUAUUAGAAAAAUAUCCGAAGACCCCUGCUAGGGUCUUUCGCGGAGGCUCAACUGUAGGUGUAAAUCCAAAGAUUAAUAAUAUGAACAAAGCAUAUGAGGCUAGUAGUUACGAUUUAAUUCUCAUAUCAGAUAGUGGAAUAAGAAUGAAGGAAGACACAUUACUAGAUAUGGUAGUACACUUGACUGAAAAAACAGGCAUUGUCCAUCAAAUGCCUUUUACUUCAGAUAGGAUUGGAUUUGCUGCAAUUUUGGAAAAAAUAUAUUUCGGGACUGCCCAGUCAAGAAUGUACCUAGGAGCGGAUUUUUUAGGUGUAAAUUGUCACACUGGCAUGUCCACAUUGAUGAGAAAACCAGUUCUCGAAGAACACGGUGGUUUGAAAACUUUUGGCUGUUAUCUGGCUGAAGAUUUUUUUAUUGCAAAAGCAUUCCUCGACAAGGGAUGGAAAACUGCCAUUAGUAGUCAGCCUGCUUUACAAAAUUCUGGUAUCUGUGAUGUAAAUAGCUUUCAAGCCAGAUUAACAAGGUGGGCCAAAUUACGGGUGGCAAUGUUGCCAAUUGUAAUAUUUAUUGAACCACUCUCCGAAUGUAUGGUAAUAGGAGCAUGCGCAGCUUGGGCAGCGAGUUUACUGUUCCGGUGGGAACCCCUAGUUUUUUAUUUAAUUCAUAUACUUGUAUGGUUCUUGUGUGACUGGAUGUUAUUGUCUAUAGUACAAAAUGGGUCUCUUCCCUUCAAGAGGUUCGACUUCAUUAUCGGAUGGCUGUUUCGUGAAUUAUCUGGACCUUACCUGUUUCUUAUAGCUCUUUGUCAUCCAGAAAUUAAAUGGCGUAAUCGUGUCUUUAAGUUGACCUGGGGCGGCAUAGCCCAGGAGGUGAAGCCCAGAAUCAAAUGUUAAAAUAAAUAAAAAUUAAGCCAUUAUCUGUUUGUUUUGUUUCUGAAGCUUGCAGCUUGCCCCCUUGCGACUACAGUGGUUGGAAGCAACAUAUCGCUUGGCGAAUGUAUUUGUCAAAAAUAGCAAAAUAGUUAAUAAGGUGUCUCAGUUUUAGCUUUAUUUUUUAAUGUAUAAAUAUUAUAACGUUCAACAGAUUUUUUUUGGGAAACAUUUUGUUUAUUUUUACUAUUGAUUUUUAAUAAUUGUCAUUAGAAUAGGCAAGAAUUAAGUUUUCUUAAAAAAUUUUAAAUCUAGUUUUUUACCAUGUGGUGCGAGUCUCCUUACAAUAAUAAAAAAAAUCUUACACAUGUAAAAUAAUAUUUAAGUUUUGUGUGAUAUAUUUAUAAGUAAUUGCGAUUUCUACAUCUAUAUUUAAGCUAAAAUACUAUUUAAUCUGAUAUAGCGAUGAUCAGUAUUCUUAAAAACAAAAUACAUAAUCGAAAACUGUAUUUGUUAAGGUUUAUAGUGAACUAAGAUUUAAAGAAUGCUCAUAUAUUUUAGACAGUUCUUACUAGCUAUAUCGUAAAAAAUGUAUCGGUUUUUAAAAAUAAAUCCCGACAUUUUCGAUGAUUCAAAUGUGAUAGUAGCUGUAAUAUGAAUAACAAUUCUUUAAAUGUUGCAGUAAGAAAAAUAAAAAUAGCACCAUGAUAAAAUCGCUACAGAGAAAUAUACAUUAGGGUGGAUACUAACACUGGUGGUUGGCUUAACUUUUAUUAUACUAUUUGACAAAUAUCCAUGAUUCUACAAGCUGACAAAAAUAUAUUAAAUAAAAGAAAGAAAACUGUCAAUAUGAAAAAGGAAUACAAAUCCCCUUUAGUUGAUCUAUCUUCACUUUUAAUAUACGGACUAAACGGGGCAACAUAAUUUUUAUAUUUUUCUGCACGGGAAGUCAUCAACUUCCCAUAUGAUUUUACUUAUAUAUUUUGUCAACUAUGUUUUUAAAUUGUAUUCUUUGGGGUCCUAAUAAAUUUUUAUUUAUUUUCUCUCUAGGUCCCAUUUAUUUUUCAUAGAUUUUCAGUAUUUAAAUAUCUUGUAUGAGCUCAGUAAAACAACAAGUGUUAUUUCACAAAUUAAAAAAAACUUUGAAUAGAUUUCUGAUAAAAGUUAUGUAAAAUUAGUGCUAUGGUAACUUAUGUUGCUACAAACACCCUAUAAUUUAUAGCAUUAGCAUUAGACAAUUUAUUUACAUGUUUUAAAUAUCAGAAUAUAUACAACUCAAAUAUAAAAUAUAAACACAAUUCCCGAGGGUUUUGGGUCGGCUUUCACAGUUACCUGCUGGGCCAAUGGUAAUACUUUCACCUAUUGUACACGAAGUCAUUUAAAGUUAACGAUUUGGCUAAACAUAGCAGCCCUCACUCCUUGCCAGAGAGGCAUUAUUAAGGGGUUGUGGUGUUUUUGUAGUCAGUAAUUGUAAUAGUUUAGAGAUUUGUCGUGGGUUAAUUUGGUAUUUGUCCCCUGAAAACUAUAAUUUAUAGGGUGUUCUAGUGAAUCAACAACUUGUAUCUCACUGUUUCUCUAGAAGUAUCAAUCUGAUAUAUGAGCUCAGCAAAACAGCAUUAUAAUUUGUCUCAGCCUUGUAUUGCACUAUUGUGAAAAUAAGGUUCGCCCUAAUGUACAUAUUUUAAAGAACAGUUUAUUAAUGUGCUAUUUUUUUUAUGAAUACGUUUUCAAUUGCAGUCAAGUUUAUUUACUUUAAAGCACCAUUUUUAAUUAGAUUUCUUUGAAUCGUUUUUUAAAGACUUUUACCUUGAUACGUGUCAGCCUUAUAAAACUGUACAAAAAUGCAUCUUCGGACCUGAUAAAGUGUUUCUUAUAUAAUUGCGUACUGCCUUAAACGUUUACAAAAAACUAUUUUUAAGCUAACGAAAGGUAUGUACACAUUUACUCUUUAAUUCCCGAAAUUCCAUAUUGCGGAAGAUAUUUUCCAUUUCUAAUUUAUUUGGUGGCAACUUUUGUGUAGGUAUGACAAACUUAUUGUGCACGUGUAUAAUUGUAUUAUUAUGAUAUCUCUUGUAAAUGUUUUUAAAUACGUUUUUCGCUCUUAUUAUGAUUAUUAUUUAAAAUCACACAUCGUCUCAAUCACUAUCACUUUAUAUCGAAAUUAUUUAUUUUUGUUUUUAUUUAAUAAAAGUUGUUUUGUAAUA
This is a messenger RNA of Psylliodes chrysocephalus, 3468 nucleotides long. Lineage: Eukaryota; Metazoa; Arthropoda; Insecta; Coleoptera; Chrysomelidae. The record is from the annotation of a GenBank genome assembly.